UCGGCGUGUGUUGAUCGUUUAUGGAUACGUUCCCUGGAGUUCCCUGGAUUCUUCAUAAGCAGAUAAAAAAAUAAGCAGCAGAAAUGGCAAGAAAUGCGGAGAAAGCCAUGACCGCUCUGGCUCGGUUCAGACAGGCCCAGCUGGAGGAGGGGAAAGUCAAGGAGCGGCGACCGUACCUGGCUUCAGAGUGCAGUGAACUCCCUAAAGCUGAGAAAUGGAGACGGCAGAUCAUCAGUGAGAUCUCAAAGAAGGUGGCUCAGAUCCAGAACGCCGGUCUCGGGGAGUUCAGGAUUCGGGAUUUGAACGAUGAGAUCAACAAGCUACUGAGAGAGAAAGGUCACUGGGAGGUCCGGAUCAAAGAGCUGGGAGGACCUGACUAUGUGAGAUUUGGUCCCAGGAUGUUGGACCAUGAGGGUAAAGAGGUUCCUGGUAAUCGGGGGUAUAAAUACUUCGGAGCAGCCAGAGACCUUCCUGGAGUCAGAGAGCUGUUCGAAAAGGAGCCUGCCCCGGCAUUGAGGAAAACGAGGGCGGAGCUCAUGAAGGAGGUAGAUGCAGAAUACUAUGGCUACAGAGACGAAGAUGACGGAGUGCUGCUUCCUCUGGAGGCUCAGUAUGAGAAAAAAGCUGUGGUGGAGGCGGUGCAGAAGUGGAAGACAGAGAGAGAGUCUCGCCUGUCAGGAGAUAAACAACAACAGGAGGAGGAAGAGGAGAGCAUCUACACCGUCCACAAUGACGAGCCUGAUGAUGAGGAGAACCGGGAGGAACUGGAGGGGGAGGAGGGAGGAGUCACCUUCAUGUCACACGUACCUGUACCCUCGCAAAAAGAGGUGGAGGAGGCUCUGGUGAGGAGGAAGAAGAUGGAGUUGUUGCAGCGUUACGCCAGUGAGACUCUUCAGGCUCAGAGUCAAACAGCCAAAACUCUGCUGGGGCUCUAGUCUGUCUGUCUGUCUGUCUGUCUGUCAUCGGUCUGUUUGCUCCAACCUGUCUGUCUGUUUUUGUAAAUAUCAUCAGCUAAUUUUUGUACUCGACCUGUUUCAUAUUAAAGAUUCUUCAGCUCA
Messenger RNA from Notolabrus celidotus (New Zealand spotty), 1058 nucleotides. It is a transcript of the gene isy1, whose product is annotated as ISY1 splicing factor homolog. Gene Ontology annotation, biological process: mRNA 3'-splice site recognition; generation of catalytic spliceosome for second transesterification step. Lineage: Eukaryota; Metazoa; Chordata; Actinopteri; Labriformes; Labridae. The record is from RefSeq and is a predicted model, not a curated record. Gene Ontology annotation, cellular component: post-spliceosomal complex; post-mRNA release spliceosomal complex; catalytic step 2 spliceosome. The transcript has 11 exons.